UACUUUGUGAAAUGGUCACCCACAUGACCAUUGAAUACGCGCUGGGUCCCAUAUAAAAUUAGUUGCCACUAUCCAUUGUCAUUAUUAUCUAACUGUCAAUACCUAUCCAAAUUUUGUCACAAUAUUCUAGGGUUUCUUAAAAGUCUAUUAGCUAUAUUACUAACAAAUGGCGACUCAUGCUCAUAUGAGUCAUGAGGUUGUUCCUGAUGCUUUGCCAUAUGUUGACCAAGGUUAUGAUGAACCUGGAAUUAGAGAAAUGGUAAAUGAGUUAAUUGAAGAAGAAACUAAAAGAUAUAAACCAACUAAAAAUUAUUUAGAGUUUAUGCCAGCACCAAAUUAUGGAGCUUUUGAGACAAAAAUCAUAAAACAUGAGUUUGAAAGAAUUAGUAAUCGUCUGCCAAUGGAACUUCUCAGCAUGAAGAGGUAUGAGCUUCCUCCCCCUACUGCCAGUCAAAAGAAUGAUUUAUCUGCUUGGGUUGAAGCUUUAAAAAACUCAAUGGCUCAAUUAGAACACCAAGGAGAAAGAGUAGCAAAUUUGGAUUUACUAUCUCAGUAUGGAACAGAUGCUUGGAGAGGGCAUUGUGAACUAUUACAACAAAUGUUUGAGGCACAGCAAAGAAAGCAUGCUGACAUAAAAAGAAGAAUACAAGAAAUAAAUUGGAACCGUAAAAGUGAACAGAAAAAAGCUGGUGCUGAGUUACAAAGGCUUGAAGAAAGGUGUGUUUCUACUUUAUGUUUGGAUUGGUUUGGUAAGCAAGAAUUACGAAAUCGAACGAGCAAUUGUCGAAACUGAAGCUGAAGUGGAGUUGUUAAGGCAAGAAGUGGCUUAAAUGUGCAUCCUUACGCGAUAAUCUUGUUGUAACUAACGUAAAAACGCUGAAGUCUUGAGGGAAAAUUGGAAGCAGUUUUGACAACAUGUUUCUGUCGAUUAACAAAAACGAUUACAUAUAUUUAUCAUACUGAUAAGAAUUAUAUGAUUUUAACACGAGUUAAAGUCAACGUUUUCUCUAUAAAGAUAUAUAUAACAGUAGGGAAAUAUAUUUGAUUUUUUUUUA
Hydra vulgaris (swiftwater hydra) is the source of this 1055-nucleotide messenger RNA. NCBI's taxonomy places the organism in Eukaryota, Metazoa, Cnidaria, Hydrozoa, Anthoathecata, Hydridae. The record is from RefSeq and is a predicted model, not a curated record.